Messenger RNA from Solanum dulcamara, 780 nucleotides. RefSeq lists its product as uncharacterized. The coding region runs from base 1 to 780 and encodes 259 amino acids. The transcript has 2 exons. Lineage: Eukaryota; Viridiplantae; Streptophyta; Magnoliopsida; Solanales; Solanaceae. The record is from RefSeq and is a predicted model, not a curated record.
AUGAAUCAGACCAUAUAUAGUCCAUCUAGAUCAGGAACUAAUGGUGGUGAAAAGAUUGGAACAAGAGGUGCAUCAAAUAUUGGGACAAGUGGAGGUGGUGGAGAAGGAACUAGCGGCGGUGGGAAGAAUAUGAACGGAGGUGGUGAUGGAACUAGUGGUGGUGGGAAUAUUAUAAUCGGAGGACGUAUAGGUGGAGGUGGGGAUGGAACUAGUGGUGGUGGACGGAUUAUAAUUGGAGUACGUCUCGGCGGAGGUGGCGAUGGAACAAGUGGUGGUGGACGGAUUAUAAUUGGAGGAUAUCGUGGUGGAGGUGGGCGGAUUAUAAUUGGAGGACGUCGUGGUGGAGGUGGAGACGGAACUAGUGGUGGUGGACGGAUUAUAAUUGGAGGACGUCUCGGCGGAGUUGGCGAUGGAACAAGUGGUGGUGGACGGAUUAUAAUUGGAGGAUAUCGUGGUGGAGGUGGGCGGAUUAUAAUUGGAGGACGUCGUGGUGGAGGUGGAGACGGAACUAGUGGUGGUGGACGGAUUAUAAUUGGAGGACGUCUUGGUGGAGGUGGUGACGGAACUAGUGGUGGUGGACGGAUUAUAAUUGGAGGACGUCGUGGUGGAGGAGGCGAAGGUACUAGUGGUGGUGGACGGGUUAUAAUUGAAGGACAUCGUGGUGGAGGUGGCGAUGGAACUAGUGGUGGUGGACGGGUUAUUGAUGGAGGACAACCUCUUUUUGGUGGGGGCGGGCAAGGAACUAAUGGUGGAUGUGGCUUUGAUUUUCUUCUUCCGUGA